Messenger RNA from Pogona vitticeps (central bearded dragon), 1327 nucleotides. The record is from RefSeq and is a predicted model, not a curated record. Lineage: Eukaryota; Metazoa; Chordata; Lepidosauria; Squamata; Agamidae.
AAGGCAUUCACUCACAGUUAACAGGGGAGGGCAGCAGAAGAAAAGAGAAGGCAUUCUUUUUCUGAUCCUAUUUCUACAUCUCAAAUUCAUUUGCUACUGCUUCCAGCUGAGACUUCACUUUAAACGUCCUCUCAACAAAAUUCCAACCUUCCUAGGCCUCCUGAAGCAAAAUUCUUGGAACUUCUAAAUACAGAAGUAUUUUCUUCCUACUCUCAGUUUCCGCUUUAAUUCUACUGAUGCACAGUCUGUGUGACGGGAUGUUUGUGUGUGUACUGCUAGUCAGCUUAUUUUGGGACAGAAAGGCUCACUUUUUGCUUACAAUUCAGGAACCCAAAUAAUUUUCCCCACUCCUUGGCCAGGAUGAAGCCAGAAGGUGAGCAAGGACGACCCCCGUUGAUCUCCGUUAAGGGAGUUCCCAUGAUCAAGACUUUCGCCGAUAUUAUGGGCGAGGUUGAGGUUUUCCAAGCGCAUCCUGGUGACUUACUGAUCUCAACGUAUCCCAAGUCUGGAACCACCUGGAUCAGCGAAGUCAUUGACCUGAUCUAUAAAGAAGGCAACACGGAAAAAUGCAGACAAGAACCCAUCUAUAUGCGUGUUCCUUUCUUAGAGUUUUCUGUUCCUGAACUUCCCACAGGCAUUGAACUGCUAAAAAAAGCACCUCGGCCGUGUCUAAUAAAAACCCACCUUCCCAUCCAGUUGAUUCCUAAAUCCUUCUGGGAAAAGAAAUGCAAGAUGAUAUACGUGGCCAGAAACGCCAAAGAUGUGGCAGUCUCGUACUAUUAUUUCUACCAGAUGGCAAAAGUGCACCCAGAACCCGGAACAUGGAAUGAAUUCCUGGAGAAGUUCAUGGCUGGGGAUGUUGCUUUUGGAUCCUGGUAUGACCAUGUCAAAGGCUGGUGGGACAAACGAAAAGAACAAAGGAUGCUCUACCUCUUCUAUGAAGACUUGAAAGAGGAUCCGCGGCGGGAAAUCCGGAAAGUCAUGGAAUUCCUGGAGAGGUCCCCUAAUGACCAGCUGGUGGAGAAGAUUGCUCACAAGACCUCCUUCAAAGAGAUGCGUCAGAACCCAAUGGCCAACUACACCGGCGUUCCCAGCUCAUUUAUGGACCACAGUAUCUCGCCUUUCAUGAGGAAGGGAAUCACUGGUGACUGGAAGAACCAUUUCACAGUAGCACAAAAUGAGCGCUUCGAUGAAGAUUAUAAGAAGCAAAUGGAAGGAUCAACUCUCCAUUUCCGCACAGAGAUCUGAUGGUGCCUGGCCGCCUUUCUUGGCUGUGGCCUUUUUUCAGUGGCAAAUUUACAAAAACAAAAUUUUAAAAUAAAUCCAU